Molecule: messenger RNA, 1532 nt
Organism: Musa acuminata AAA Group (dessert banana)
Lineage: Eukaryota; Viridiplantae; Streptophyta; Magnoliopsida; Zingiberales; Musaceae
Exons: 4
Coding region: 52-1143 (363 amino acids)
Cellular component (GO): chloroplast
Source: RefSeq, a predicted model, not a curated record
CUUCUGUUAUUACUCAAUCGGUAAACAGCGGAGAGGAAACGAAGAGAGACGAUGGUGGCGAUCUCUCUCUACCGCGGCAACCUCCACCGGGUCCCCGACGUCCCGCGGAGGUGGCCGUUGCCGCCGCCUGCCAUCUCCCUCCGCCAGUUUAAGAUCCUCAUCCGCAAGCGGUCCGAGGCCCUUUCUCGCCUCUCUGCCGCCCCCGUUGCCGCCACAACCCUAGAUGUCAAGCUUGAGGGGAAAUCGAAGGAGGAAGUCAAGGGCGACGACGAUGGAGCCAAGAUUGGCCUCUCUGUACGGGAGUAUUCUUCUGUUCUCGAUCCCGAACCCUCGAAUUCCCAGCCGAAGUGCAAGGAAGAGACGAGGGAUCAUGAGGCGUUUCGAGAGUCCGAGGUCGGUGCUUCCGCUUCAGAUGCUCCGGCCGGUGCGCCUUCCACCCGGGAGGAGGAGGAGGUUCGUGAUUCGAAAAUUGGUGAAGCCGGCAUAGUCGAUGGAAAGUUUGAGGUGAGAAACAAAUCUGAUGUUGUUAGUGACAAGGAGGAAAGAAAACGAGACUUGGAGAAGAAGUUGCAUGUCUUGAAUGAGAAGAAACACAAUCUCGUCCAAAUGUUGAAGCAGAUCUUAAAUGCCGAAGAAGAAAUAAAAAGGCGGAGCAUGCAGUCACCUGUUUUACAUCCUUCAAUUCCCCAAAAAGCAGAGAUGACACUGGAAAUGGGUUCUGUGAAGCAGGUCCCCAAGCUUACUGUAGAGGUUAAUUUUGGUAGUGAUUCAGGUGGGGAAUCAGAUGCUGCAGCUAAGAACAACAGUCAUGUACGACAGUUGCAUCACACCCAUAGUACAUCUCCAUCUGCAGCAUCUUUAACAAGGACAACAUUUGGCUCUUUCCAGCAUAACACAGGUCUUCAAAAUAUUAGAGCUAGCAUGACAGCCACUGGCUAUGGGCCAACUACUCCGAAUUCAUCGGCAGGUGGUGCCAUGGUUAGUCCAUCACGCUUUGCUCCUGUAGGACAUCAGAGCCAGACGCCGAACCUCACUCCUGUGGCAUUGCCUGUCAACCAUUUUAUUGCUUCUUCGCCAUCACCAGCAGCAUCUGGAGGUGCUUCCUCUGUCUUCAUGGAUCCUUGUCUGACCAGCUCCUCAUGAAACACAUGCAGUGUGCACGGUUUAUCAGCUACAAUGAUGUGGUGCAGCACUCACACUCGUCGUGCUUAGGGCUUCGUUUCCCUAUCAAGUGGAUGUGGUUUACUGCACAUUCAUAGUGGUAUCAUCUGCAGCAGGGUUUGAUGGCCCCUUCUAUGUUCAGAUCACAAGUAGCAUCCAUUCUUGGUCUUACUGUGGAGUGAACCGAGCCGAUAGCAUCUGUUGGUGUUCCUGAUCCAGUAAGUGGGCUUAAUCAGGGUUGGAAACUCCUCCUUGUAAGCAUUGGUUGUGAACUGUUGGACUGUGAAUCCCAAAAGCUGUAGGGUCUUUUGCUGAAUCUCAUGAUUGGAAUGAAGUAUUGACGCAGCAUCACUGGACGUGCAUUAUUACUA